CAUCAUCUCUUUUCGAAAGUAGAGUCAACAGUUGCAAAAUACAAUGGCAGUUAGUGAUAUAUACGGGGUUCACAUAACUUCAAUGCAAAGCGGCUAUACAUGCAGGCAAUCAUCGUGCGGACUUUGUUGCAUUUUCUGUUUUUAUCGUUAUCUGUCUUUCAAAUUGCUAAAUAUCGAUUAAGUUAUAACAUCUUUCGGUUAAUUACCCAACAACACAUCUUUUCUUAUCGCAGAUGAACCACUUCGAUUCGGGUCCCUUAAGCGUGCAGAUCCCGACCUCAUAGAGGAAAAAGACGAGGGAUGUGACAGUGAUCCGUGUAUGUACGGUGGAACAUGUAUUGACACCAAACGUGGAUUCAAGUGUAGCUGUCGACCGGGAUUUCGCGGAAAACGCUGUGAUUGUGUUGUCAAGGAAUGUAAAAACGAAAAUCCAUGUGAGCAUAAUUCGACCUGUAUCGAUCUUGGAGAAGACCAGUAUGAAUGCAAAUGCCGUUGCGGUUUUAGAGGGGAACAUUGUGAAUAUGACAUCGAUGAAUGCGCCAGUGGUUUGGCAUGCGAUAACGGGGCUACUUGCAUCAACACUAUUGGAAGUUACAAAUGUGAAUGCAGACCAGGAUUUGAAGGGCGAAGGUGUUGUGAUGGUAAGUAGUUUAGACCGAAAUGUAUGCAUGAGAACAGCUGCAUAACUGCGUAACAGAAGCUGAAAUAGCAGCGAAAAGUAGCAAAGUAAGCAAUGAAAAGAAAAUAUAUAAUAAGGCAAAGUCACUACUGUCACGUUUGCAAUGCACAUGGAUUGUGGUUUGUUAAAGACGACUUAACUUUCAGACUUUCCUUACAGUAUUUGUCUCAAUUCUUAUUGAUUCCGGGUCUAUUUCGAUCCAUUCUUU
Orbicella faveolata is the source of this 887-nucleotide messenger RNA. RefSeq lists its product as uncharacterized. Lineage: Eukaryota; Metazoa; Cnidaria; Anthozoa; Scleractinia; Merulinidae. The record is from RefSeq and is a predicted model, not a curated record. Gene Ontology annotation, molecular function: carbohydrate binding; calcium ion binding.